This is a messenger RNA of Marasmius oreades (fairy-ring Marasmius), 294 nucleotides long. RefSeq lists its product as uncharacterized. NCBI's taxonomy places the organism in Eukaryota, Fungi, Basidiomycota, Agaricomycetes, Agaricales, Marasmiaceae. The coding region runs from base 1 to 294 and encodes 97 amino acids. The record is from RefSeq and is a predicted model, not a curated record. The transcript has 3 exons.
AUGGGUCUCGCAUACUUGAUUUUUGCCCUGCUGCUUCUUUCUGCGACCGGUGGUCACGCUGUGAUUCCCAUUAAGGAUGUGGAAAAGCAUGCAGCUCGUCCUUUCGUCGAGAACCGAUACAUUGUUGAACUAGAAACGAUUUCUAUUGACGGCUUCCAGCCGAAAACUGCGCACAAACGAUUCUACGAUUCUCUAGAGUCGCGUGAGGUGACAUUCGAUGUCAGUAAGGAGUUUGACUCUCCUGGAAUAUUUAUUGGGGUUUCGUUGACCCUCAAGGAUCCUGAUGUGCAGUAA